Messenger RNA from Juglans microcarpa x Juglans regia, 1512 nucleotides. Its product is annotated as protein FAR-RED IMPAIRED RESPONSE 1-like. Gene Ontology annotation, molecular function: zinc ion binding. The transcript has a single exon. The record is from RefSeq and is a predicted model, not a curated record. Bases 1 to 1512 code for a protein of 503 amino acids. NCBI's taxonomy places the organism in Eukaryota, Viridiplantae, Streptophyta, Magnoliopsida, Fagales, Juglandaceae.
AUGAAUAAGAGUUUUGGGUCUCUUGUUGUUGGCGCGGGUGAUUUUGAGAACCUCCCGUUUUUGAAAAAGGAUUGUCGUAACUACAUCGACAAGGCACGACAUCUACGAUUGGGCGCAGGUGGUGCUGGAGCGCUUCGAGACUACUUUCUACGAAUGCAGUACAAAAAUCCGGGGUUCUUUGCACUAAUGGAUUUGGAUGAUGAAGGGAGGUUAAAAAAUAUUUUUUGGGCAGACCCCCGUAGUAGAGCAGCCUACCAAUAUUUCGGGGAUGUCGUAACCUUCGACACCACCUACUUGACGAACCGAUAUGGGAUGCCCUUUGCGCUAUUUGUUGGUAUAAACCACUAUGGGCAGUCAAUUUUGUUGGGAGCUGGAUUGAUUUCCUCUGAGGAUACUGAGACCUUCGUUUGGUUAUUCCAAACUUGGUUGCAGUGUAUGGAUGGUAUAGCACCGAAGGCUAUUAUCACUGACCAAGACAGAGUCAUGAAGAAUGCAAUUGCAAUUUUUUUCCCAGAAAGCCGACAUAGAUUUUGCCUGUGGCAUAUCCUUAAGAAAGCCCCUGAAAAGCUUGGCUGUUAUGGUUCUUACAAAGGUGGAAUGAAAACUACACUGAUGAAAUGUGUGUAUGACACACAAACGCCCGAAGAGUUUGAAAAAUGUUGGGAUGAGAUGAUUAGUACGUACAGCUUGCAUGAUAAUGUUUGGUUGCAGAGUUUAUACACUGAGCGUGAGCAUUGGAUACCGACCUUCUUGAAAAAUGUAUUUUGGGCUGGAAUGAGUACAACACAGAUGAGCGAGAGCAUGAAUACCUUCUUUGAUGGUUAUGUUCAUGCUAAGACAAAUUUGAAAGAGUUUGUCGAUCAGUAUGAUAAUGCCUUGAAAAAGAAGAUUGAGAACGAAAAUUGCACGGACUUCCAGUCAUUUAACGUCACAAUUCCCUGCAUCUCGAGAUCUCCAAUUGAAAAGAGAUAUCAACAACUGUACACAAAUGCUAAAUUCAGGAAAGUUCAAAUACAACUUACCGGCAUUAUUGACUUGGACCCAGUUUUACUUAAAGAGGACGGUACAGUGAAGACCUAUCUGGUAGAGGAUGAAGUUCAUCUCGAAGAUUUCACUAAGCUGGUUACACAUUCAGUGGAUUUUAGUGAUGACGAUGCAGUCGCCAAGCGUUCUUGUGGUUUAUUUGAAAUGAGGGGGAUAGUAUGCAGGCACAUCUUCGCUGUCUUCAAAUGUAACGGGAUUAAGACAAUACCAGAUAGGUACCUGCUGGAUCGAUGGAGGAAAGAUAUCAAAAGAAGAUACACGUUGAUCAAUAGUAGAUAUGACGUAGGUGAUCAACGGGAAGAUUCUAAUAGAUAUUCAAGUCUGUUGAAUAUCUAUUAUAAGAUGAUUACUUGUGCGGCGAGUUCGAAAAAGCAUACUGAGGAUGCAACGACUAAGUUACAUGCGAUGAUUGCAGAGUAUGAAGCGAACCAAGAACCUCCAUCGAUGACUGAAGUGUGGAAAUGUUGA